This is a messenger RNA of Acanthochromis polyacanthus (spiny chromis), 1282 nucleotides long. RefSeq names its product ankyrin repeat domain 9 (gene ankrd9). The record is from RefSeq and is a predicted model, not a curated record. Lineage: Eukaryota; Metazoa; Chordata; Actinopteri; Pomacentridae. The coding region runs from base 60 to 890 and encodes 276 amino acids. The transcript has a single exon.
UCCAGGAUCCUCCAGGUGUUUCUUCAGGGGUCCUCCAGGGUCCUCAGCUGUGUGCAGUGAUGCCGUGGGUGGCGUCCUCUCAGCUGGACUGCUUGUCUUCAUCUCCGUCGCAGCGGGAAUGCGAGCGGACAGCGUUCUCCUUCUACUGCGCUGUACGUGAGCGGCUGCCGGUCUGGCUGCUGGAGGACAUGCGCAUCAUGGAGGUAUUCUGCUGGGAGGACGGACAACCAAGAGCCUUCCUGCCAUCUGAGGCGCUGCUGUACGCCCUCGUACAUGACCAUCAGGACUAUGCUCGCUACCUGCUCAACAGGUACUCAGUGAGCGCGCUCAAAGCGCCACGCUGCAGUUUCUGCUGCUGCCGCAGCACUGGUGCUCCACACCUGAACGUGGCAGUUCGCUACGACCGUGUGACGAUUCUGGGGAUGAUGCUGGAGGCUCUGAAGGACUGCGGCAUGAAGAGCCAGCAUAGAGAAUAUCUAGACAGCUAUGGCAACUGUUCACAUGUUGCAGAUGCAGGAAAGACUGCGGUGCAGCUGGCGGUGGAGCUGUCGCAUCCUGACUGCCUGUUGCUGCUGCUGGUUCAGGGAGCGCGACCCGACGGCCUUGACACUGCGCUGCAGAGACUCAUCUCCUGCGACGUGUCGGAGCGACGCCACGCGCAGCGCUGCCUCGACUUCCUGCUGCUCUUCCUGCCCGAACCGCCGCUGCUGCGCUGCCUGCAGGACGAGUCGCAGCGCUGGCAAAGCUUGCUGGGAAACGAAGUGUUUUGCUGGCUGUGCGGUCUGGCCCCACCCCCUCUCCUGCUGCAGGCGCUGCGAUGCUUGGCCCGGUCCGGACCAGACCAGAUCAGCACGCUGUCCAACUUCUUGCAGCCGCACAGCUGGCAGUGACAUCCCCUGUUGCCAUGGACAACUCUGUGAUUGGACAGAUUGCUGAUGGUGUAAAUAAAAUGUAAAUAGACUUUAACAGACCUGAACUGAAACUUUUUGGGCUUCAGGAGCCUGUGGAGCAGCUGGUGUUAGACACACUUAGCGACUCUCGAGGUCGCUGUGUAAAAAAUGGACGACUGAAAGUUUGACGUCUUCAUCAGGUUCAUUGAUCACCUGAAGUUUGACGAGUUUCUGAUCUGAAUGUCAGAAAUGUGUGAAGCUGCGAGUCUGCAGCAGAUAAAACCACAACGUGACCUUUAACACGUGUUCAAUCUGACAUGUUUCUACCUCAGUGUCUUUAAACAUGUUGGGAUGUAAAUAAAAUUUUCUGAUUAAAAGUGUAGAAAACGUGA